This is a messenger RNA of Morchella importuna, 402 nucleotides long. RefSeq lists its product as uncharacterized. Bases 1 to 402 code for a protein of 133 amino acids. NCBI's taxonomy places the organism in Eukaryota, Fungi, Ascomycota, Pezizomycetes, Pezizales, Morchellaceae. The record is from RefSeq and is a predicted model, not a curated record. The transcript has 2 exons.
AUGGAGGACGAAAAGGAUAAUGAUAUCGAAACCAGUGCCCAGUUGGAAGCUAUGGGGUUUACAUCUUUCGGCCAACAACCGAAACGGCCCAAACAUCGACAUCAUGGGCCUUCGGGACCUCCCGGAUCCCUUCCAAGAGUCGAAAUUCCAAAGGAAGCGGCUCCUGUGCCUCUGUCAGGAGAUAAUACGAAUGCCGGAAACGAGGCCGGAGGGUCAGAACAGCAACGACACAAAGCAUCUCGUAGCUAUGGGCAGGGAGCCAGAGCUCGGGGGUCUAAUAAUUAUGAUGGCGACGUUAGUUCUGGAUCUUCACCUGGGGCAUUCUUUUCAAAGAGCUUCACAGAAAAUCCAUGGGAGAAAUUAGAACAGAAGAUGGGAAUACCUGUAGGAUUGAAGAAUUAA